Tachysurus vachellii is the source of this 2641-nucleotide messenger RNA. RefSeq names its product dopamine receptor D1b (gene drd1b). Gene Ontology annotation, cellular component: plasma membrane. Gene Ontology annotation, molecular function: G protein-coupled receptor activity; dopamine neurotransmitter receptor activity, coupled via Gs. Gene Ontology annotation, biological process: adenylate cyclase-activating adrenergic receptor signaling pathway; vasodilation; G protein-coupled dopamine receptor signaling pathway. The transcript has a single exon. The record is from RefSeq and is a predicted model, not a curated record. Lineage: Eukaryota; Metazoa; Chordata; Actinopteri; Siluriformes; Bagridae. The coding region runs from base 1052 to 2386 and encodes 444 amino acids.
CCGUAAAAUGACCACACCAAUAAAUAAUCCGUCACAUGAUCACGUUUCUAAAGCGAUUUUCUAUCCCACUGACUAACGCACACAAACACUGCGCUCGGUUCGGUCCGGUUCCUUCAGAUGGGCAGAAACACACCAGACUCAGAUGAUAGAGGACGGGAGGUCUGACUUAAUGCUGCCCUCCUAAAGUGGAAUUACUGUCUGGGACAAUUAACAGAUGCUGAAAUGGAGAGAUCUGCACUUAGUGAUGAUGAGGACAGGUUUAGUAAAGACAACAAACUCUGGAUUCUUUCUUUUAUUUCCCCUAAUUAUAAAUCCCGACGGAGAUUUUACUGACGCUUCCGUUCCGCACGCGCGACUCAGAGACAGAGCAGAUUACAGUUCUGCUACACUUACUGAGACAUUCACUCAUCGGGGACAAUGCAAAUGCUUUUUGGUACAAACGAAUAAUCGUUAGAAGACAACUGACAAAACCCAAUAUUUCUGAAGUAAACUGUCCGACCCUGAAAGUAGUGAACAUUUUUUAAACGCCGAUUCCGCGCGACACGUUGCACAUGGAAGACACGAUUCGGUUCUUCUUUCUCAGCCCAGAAUGACGAGCGCUCGCGGUGGAUGGAACAGAAUCAGAGCCGUCUGCUUCAUGGACAAAUCAGAGCAACGCAGCGCAAAUCCAAAUCAAUAGACCUCAUCGAUGGGUUCGUAUAUAAGGAUUGUGCUCGUACACGCUUACUUAAACAUGCUGGAGGGAAGUCUGUUAAAGUAACUGGAUGAUUUGCGUGUGUGUUAUAUUUGGUUUGUAUUCUCGACGCAUUCAAAAAUAAUCUAGCCAUUUCAAAUGGAUUUGGAGACUGGAACAUGGGACACCAUUCCGUGAUUUUUGCAAAGGUAAUGUUAAAAUAAUGAUGGAUGGAUUUGAAGAAUAUUUGCUACAGUGUGCUUGGAGUAGAUAAUCUAGGUCUUUGAGUCCCAGAAAUUUAUGCUGCUUUUGCGUUUCAUCUGUCUCACUUUGGACUAGUGGAAUUAUGGGGUGAGUGCUGCUGUUAGUGAAAAAGCCAUGGAUGUAAAUUUCUCCUCGGUUCUUGACAGCAGUUUAGUGCGGCAUGAUUCAUCAAAGCGUGUUCUGACUGGCUGCUUUCUUUCUCUCCUCAUCCUGACAACUCUUCUGGGAAACACACUGGUCUGUGCUGCUGUCACAAAAUUUCGCCAUCUGCGUUCCAAAGUCACUAACUUCUUUGUUAUAUCACUGGCCAUUUCAGACCUGCUGGUGGCCAUUUUGGUGAUGCCAUGGAAAGCGGCUACUGAAAUUGUGGGAUUCUGGCCUUUUGGUGCUUUCUGCAAUAUUUGGGUGGCAUUUGACAUCAUGUGUUCCACUGCUUCCAUCCUGAACCUGUGUGUCAUUAGUGUGGACCGGUACUGGGCAAUUUCGAGUCCAUUUCGUUAUGAGCGCAAAAUGACACCCAAGGUGGCAUUCAUCAUGAUCAGUGUGGCAUGGACCUUGUCUGUUCUUAUCUCCUUCAUCCCUGUGCAGCUAAACUGGCACAAAGCACAAAGUGCAGUUUACACUAAACUUAAUACCACCUACACUGAUGUUCCUCCAGACAACUGUGAUUCUAGUCUUAAUCGAACAUAUGCCAUUUCCUCCUCUCUCAUCAGUUUCUACAUUCCUGUAGCCAUCAUGAUUGUCACCUACACCCGCAUCUACCGCAUUGCCCAGAAGCAAAUCCGCAGGAUAUCUGCCCUGGAGCGUGCUGCAGAGAGUGCCAAAAAUCGCCACAGCAACAGAGGAAACAGCAGCAACAUAGAGUCUGAAAGCUCCUUCAAGAUUUCCUUUAAGCGCGAAACCAAAGUCCUUAAAACACUGUCGGUUAUAAUGGGGGUGUUUGUGUGCUGCUGGCUGCCCUUCUUCAUCCUCAACUGCAUGGUGCCUUUCUGUGAGCCCAAUGAACAUGUGGACUUCCCGUGCAUAAACCCAACCACCUUUGACGUCUUUGUCUGGUUUGGCUGGGCUAAUUCUUCACUCAACCCUAUCAUCUAUGCAUUCAAUGUUGACUUCCGCAAAGCAUUUUCUUCCCUUCUAGGCUGCCAACAUCUCUGUCCUGGCAGCAACUCUAUUGAGAUUUUGAGCGUCAACAACAUCGAAGCAUCCAGACAUGGCUCACACUAUCAGCCCAAGGGCCUCAUCCCUAAAAGUGGUAGUAACAGCAACUGUGUGAUCCCUCACAGCAUUCUAGACCAGAAUGAGGAAGGUCAGAAGAAGGAAGACAAUACUGGGUUUAAGCCCUCUGAGAAAUUCUCCCCCUACAUGUCAGACAACCUGGACAGUGACAUUUCCCUGGAAAAGAUUAACCCCAUAACACCGAAUGGACAGCUCAAAUUCAUACCUUGCUGAACUUUAGGUUUGUGAUCACAGCUCACAUCUGUUAAAAAAACACGCUGGACUAAAAUAAAAGCUGUGACCAUUCAAAGAAUCUUUCUUUUGGAAGGACUUUAUCUGGGUAACUAUCUGCAAAAUUCUGAUAGCAUAUUUUCUCAAAGUUAACAGGUUAGUUUUAAGGUUAAUAACUUCAAUAAAAAAUUUUCUGUACAUAAACAUGGUUUAUAAUUUAUGGGUGUUCAUGUUUGCGUGCUUGUUCAUUUGUUGCAG